Patiria miniata (bat star) is the source of this 441-nucleotide messenger RNA. RefSeq lists its product as uncharacterized. Lineage: Eukaryota; Metazoa; Echinodermata; Asteroidea; Valvatida; Asterinidae. The transcript has a single exon. The coding region runs from base 1 to 441 and encodes 146 amino acids. The record is from RefSeq and is a predicted model, not a curated record.
AUGGCAAAAACAGAAAGGGAUCUACAAAACAUUGUGGACAAAAUCAAAGAAGAAAGCGAAAAACUCGGACUUAAAAUGAACGUCAAGAAGACAAAAACAAUGGUCAUCAGUAAGAGGAAGUCUAAAACCAGCAUCCAGGUUGACGGGAAAGAACUGGAACAGGUCGACUCCUUCAUCUACUUAGGACAAAUGAUAACGGAAGAUGGGCGAUGCCAAGAUGAAAUCAAACGAAGGAUAGCUAUUGGCAAAUCUGUGUUUAAUAAAAGGAAACACAUCUUCACAUCAAGAAACAUCACGGCUAAGACUAAUCAAAUGCUACAUCUGGUCAACAGUACUAUAUGGAGCAGAAACAUGGACAUUGACGAAAGAUUCAAUCAACCGACUCGAAGCAUUCGAAAUGUGGACAUACAGAAGAAUGCUGAGCAUCCCCUGGAUAGUUAA